UUCCGUUUAUACAGGAAGUAAAUGCUAAGCAAUUCGCGUGACAAACUGCACCAGACACACGGUUUUAAAGGCGAUUUAAAUUGUGUCAUUUGAUUCGUAAAUUGUGCAAUUUAAUAUUUAAAGAUUAACAACCUUUUAAUCUAGAAGAUUGUGCAUUUGGUGUUUGAACCAACUGGAUGUUGAGUGUGCGGGCUCUGUUUAGGAUUGGGUUCCUUGUGACAUUACGGGCAACCACAGUCCUCUCCCGCAGGAGGGCAUGUCCAUUGGUCAGUGUGACAAAUAGUCUAUAUAAGGAGUGCUUCAGUGGACAAGUGUCCACCAUGGCCCAGUCCAUAAAAUACCUUGGGCAGGAGGAGGCUCAACAAAUUGACGAGGAGUUGUUCUCAGAGUAUGGCUUCAGUGUGGACCAGCUGAUGGAGCUGGCUGGGCUCAGCUGUGCUACAGCAUUCACCAGGGCCUACCCCACCAGCUCUCUGGUCAAAGCCAGACCCUCUUUGCUUGUGAUUUGUGGCCCAGGUAACAAUGGAGGAGAUGGCCUGGUCUGUGCCAGACAUCUCAAACUCUUUGGUUAUGCACCCACCAUACUGUACCCAAAGAGGCCAAACAAACUGUUGUUCCAGGGUCUGACCACCCAGUGUGAGAAGAUGGACAUCCCUUUCCUAACUGAAAUGCCUGAGGCAAUGGUGGUCGACGAGGCUUACAACCUGGUGAUAGACGCCAUCUUUGGCUUCAGUUUCAAGGGUGCAGUGCGGGAGCCUUUUGGCUCCAUCCUGGACGUGCUGAAGAAGACAACUGUACCCAUAGUUAGUAUUGACAUCCCCUCAGGUUGGGAUGUGGAGCAGGGCAGCACAGAUGGACUCCAGCCAGACAUGCUAAUCUCCCUGACUGCCCCUAAGAAGUCAGCAAAACACUUCUGUGGACGCUACCACUAUCUGGGGGGACGUUUUGUGCCUCCUGCCAUGGAGAAGAAGUACCAGCUCAACCUUCCUCCGUACCCCAAUACUGACUGUGUGUAUCAGCUGCAGUAGUGCCAACCAGGGAUAUGUAUGUAUGCAUGUAUGCAUGUAUGCAUGUAUAAAAAAUAAAGAUUGGUGGGUAAAUGUUGUUCGCAGUGAGUAAAGUAAUGCUCCCAUGUGUUUGCUUUUACCCUCCGCUACACCACUGGUGGUUCUGUAGCUCAGUUGCAUCAGCUGUAAAGGACCUGUGCGUAGAAAUGCACACAUGACACUGGAUGGGGCAUAUAUUAUUAUUUUGAGAGGUUAGUACACAGGUUACGUCAGUGGAUUCAUUAGGAAUUGGAUGAGAUUUUUAUGUACUGUUUGCACAAAAGGUUAUAUCUAAAUGAAUGGGUCUUUUGUUGUUUCAGUUUGAUUGAAAUGUUUUGGCAUUCUUAUGAGAGUUUGGAUGGACAGCUAUAAUUGCAGUCUGUUAUUUAAAUAUUAAAAAUGUUGAGUUUGAUAUUAUAAAUGGUCAAUCUUAAAUUAAUUGUAUUUGUCAUUAUUAUCACUUAACAUUGUAAAUUGUAUGUAUAUGUCUUAAUAAAAUGUACAUCGAGCAAGA
Molecule: messenger RNA, 1560 nt
Organism: Oncorhynchus gorbuscha (pink salmon)
Lineage: Eukaryota; Metazoa; Chordata; Actinopteri; Salmoniformes; Salmonidae
Gene: naxe
Product: NAD(P)HX epimerase
Exons: 7
Coding region: 177-1028 (283 amino acids)
Cellular component (GO): mitochondrion
Molecular function (GO): NAD(P)HX epimerase activity
Source: RefSeq, a predicted model, not a curated record